Messenger RNA from Parus major (Great Tit), 5527 nucleotides. It is a transcript of the gene SLC22A23, whose product is annotated as solute carrier family 22 member 23. The coding region runs from base 183 to 1490 and encodes 435 amino acids. The record is from RefSeq and is a predicted model, not a curated record. The transcript is spliced from 10 exons. Lineage: Eukaryota; Metazoa; Chordata; Aves; Passeriformes; Paridae. Gene Ontology annotation, biological process: transmembrane transport. Gene Ontology annotation, cellular component: membrane. Gene Ontology annotation, molecular function: transmembrane transporter activity.
UUGUUUGUGAUUCUGCCUGGAAAGUCCACAUUGCUAAAUUCUCCCUGCUUGUAGGAUUAAUCUUCGGCCACUUGAUAACAGGAUGUAUAGCCGACUGGGUUGGUCGACGGCCUGUACUGCUCUUCUCUGUCAUAUUCAUUUUGAUAUUUGGACUGACUGUGGCACUCUCAGUGAAUGUGACCAUGUUCAGCACACUCAGGUUUUUCGAGGGAUUUUGCCUGGCUGGAAUAGUCCUCUCCCUGUACGCACUGCGGAUAGAGCUCUGUCCUCCCGGGCACCGGUUCAUGAUCACCAUGGUGGCGAGCUUCAUCGAGAUGGCAGGGCAGUUCCUCAUGCCAGGGCUGGCUGCCCUCUGCAGGGACUGGCAGGUCCUCCAAGCAGUCAUCAUCUGUCCCUUCCUGCUGAUGCUGUUCUACUGGGUUAUUUUCCCAGAAUCUCUUCGGUGGCUGAUGGCUACACAGCAGUUUGAGGCAUCCAAGGAACUGAUCCUUCAGUUCACGCACAAGAACAGGAUGAACACAGAAAGCGACAUCAAAGGAGUGGUGCCUGGGCUUAGGAUGGACGAAUCAGUGCAUAGGAUGGACGAUGAUGUGGGAAUGAAGCUGUUGUCUGUUCCUCAUUUGUUGCAGAAUUUGGAAGAGCUGGAGAAGGAAAUCACCAGGAGACCGAAGAAAGUCUGCAUUAUUAAAGUGGUGGGAACAAGGAACCUGUGGAAAAACAUCGUAGUGUUGUGUGUGAACUCGCUGACUGGUUAUGGCAUACACCACUGUUUUGCAAAAAGUAUGAUGGGGCACGAAGCGAAGAUGGUGAUUACCCACAACUUCUAUGCGGAUUACUACACCAUGGCCGGGAUUGCACUGGCAUCCUGCCUGGCCAUGUGCCCUGUGGUCGGGUUUCUGGGGAGGAGAGGAGGACUCCUGCUCUUCAUGAUACUUACAGCUUUGGCAUCUCUUCUGCAGCUGGGCCUUCUCAACUUGAUCGGAAAAUACAGUCAACUUCCAGACUCAGGUAUGAGUGACAGCGUCAAAGACAAAUUCUCUGUUGCGUUUUCCAUCGUGGGUAUGUUUUCUUCUCAUGCUGUUGGAAGCCUCAGCGUGUUCUUCUGUGCUGAAAUCACACCCACAGUAAUCAGGGGAGGCGGGCUGGGGCUGGUCCUGGCCAGCGCGGGCUUCGGCCGCCUGACCGCCCCCAUCAUGGAGCUCCACAACCAGAAAGGUUACUUCCUCCACCACGUCAUCUUCGCCUGCUGCACACUCAUCUGCAUCAUCUGCAUCCUGCUGCUGCCCGAGAGCAAGAACCAGAACCUGCCUGAGAACAUCCCGGAUGGGGAACAUUACACCCGGCAGCCCCUCCUGCCGCACAAGAAGGGCGAGCAGCCCCUGCUCCUGACAAACUCUGAACUCAAGGAUUACUCUGGCCUCCAUGACUCAGCAGCUGUGAGUGACGGGAUCUCGGAGAACACCACUGCCAACGGCAUGAAGUCAAUGUAACUGGGUGGAUUUUUUUCCUUCUCAUUUUUUUUUUUUAAUUAUUUUAUUUCCCCUUCUUCUAUUUCUUAUCUUCCUUUUGUAUUUUAUUUGAUGCUGUUGUGCGGGAGGAGUAGCACUUUGGGCAAAGGUGUUUUGCACAGAUUUUACAAACCAGUGAUGGAGCAGACACAAACUUAGAGGAAUUCAACUCUGCUACUAAAGCAAAUUUUGGCGUCUUCAACAGUUAUGCAGAUUACUCUUGAAAAGUUUUGGGGGAAAAGACUCUUUUGAGAAAAGACCUGGCUGGCAGUAGCCCUUCAGAACUCUUUUUUUCCUGCCAUUAAAUAUGUAUAUUUAUUUUGAUUUAUUCUCAAGAAGCACUUUAUUUCCUUUUCCUUUCAUAGAUCACAAAAAUGAAGCCAUCUUAUAAGAGGUGCAGCCAUUCCAAGAAAGAAACCAUGGGGGGAGGGGGAGUGUUGUUUUCUGUUUUGUUUUUGUGUUUCUUUAAAGGAAAGAAGGAUUCUCUGCAAAGUUGAAUUGACUUAAACUUAGACUUGUGCAACAUUUUUCUGCCUGUCUAGAAAGUCCAAGUGCCCAGAUUGCCUGCUGUGUUUGUAUACACUAAAAAAAAAAAGAAGAAAAAGCAAAGCAAAACCUGUUGUGACUCAAACUCUGACUGCAUUUUAUGAAUCUUAUAUUUGUCUUUAUAGCCCAUGUGCACUUAAAAGUUUCUUUCUAAAUUAGUCCUCUUUUGUUUUCACUGAAUGCAUUGGAGAAAAUCCUACCCAAACAAGCUGAUUUUUUAAUAAGAAUCAGCUUUCUGCAUUUAAAGAGUAUAUUAAUCUAUUUUAGGUGGUUGCCACUGGUCCUUAAUAGUAAUGUAGAUGAUGCAAAUGAUUUGACUAACGAUGCAAAAAUGAGUUUUGCCUAGAAUGGCUAUAAUUAUCAGGAGGCCCAGGAUCUCUGACUGCUCCAGGAGAAAAGCCUAGACUAGCAGUGAUAAAUAAUAAGGAGCAUGGGCAACGAUCUAUAACUUUAUUCCAAAAGGCAGCAUAGCUGGGAUUUCUGCUCCUGGGAAAUGAGUGUCCUGGUAUUAAGUGUUUUUAGAAUCAGGGUUUGGGUUUUCAAUUUAAGUGGAAAAAAUGCUUAAAUUAAUGUUGGAAAGGGAUGAAUUGAUAUGUGAAUAAUGACUUACUGAGCUGUCUUGAGUUCUUAGAGAUGUGUUCUGUUUCUGACCCAAGAAUAUACAAUGAACUCACCCUUAUUUCCCAACUGCUCUUGUAAGAUUUUAGUUCAGGAAAAAAAAAGUUUACCUAAAUUGGAUUAAUUCUACACAAAGUGAACAUCCAGUUUACCUCCUGCUGUGCAGAUGGCACUUUGAUAGUGGCCACUUGACUUCUCUCCUCCGGCCCCCAAACCAACUAUCUCCUUUGGCCAUUGGCUUUUGGUUCUCACUCAAGAGAAUUUUGUGAGGACCUAAUUCAAUGCAAGGACUUCGUUAACAAAUUUCUUGCAUUGUAGUUAACCCUCCCCUCUCUCCCUCCCUCCCUCUUCUCCUUUCUCACUCAGGCCAUCCAUUUGUGAUUGCUCGGUAGUGCAGACGUUCAAACAGAGCAGCAGGAUGUCAAUGUUGUACUGAGUGUCCGUAUGAUUGCCACUUUGUUUGAUGUACAUCUUGCGUUCAUAUGCAGGGGGAAGUGCUCAUUUGCACUUUCCUCCUCUACCUUCCCUUCCCCUUCCUCCCUUGCUGUAUAUAUCGUCGAUUAACUACUGUACCUAACAAUUUCCAUCCUCCAUUAGGCUGCCCAUGUCCUCUUACAGUCCCCAAUAAAUCAGAGAUCCAUGCUCCCCGGCAGGCCACGCAGUAAAGUAGCACAGCCUCAGACGCUGACGGGUGCAAGGGGACAGGUAGACCUGCAGAAGCAACAGAGGUGGUUGUGUUCAGAGUAACAAUGUUGUCCUAAAGCUGCUAAUUUUUACAGAGGAUGAUGUGGACAUUUGGGUUCUUCUUGAGCCUGGUAAGAAACACUGGAGCAGUUGAUGGUAGUUUUGCCCAGAGUUGUUACACUACUGUUUUUUUCACCUUUGCUAGAUUUGCUGUGACAGCAAGAGCCUGAUCUUCCUUACGCUCAAGUUUUAUUGUCAGGCUUGACUGUGGCUGCUUCUUUUCGUUCUGAGCCGAGACCUUUGCAGUCCGUGUUCACCUGAGGAAAGAGCCCAGCCCUUCCCCACUUGUGCAGUAUUGACACACCAAAUUAGCGCGAUACCUUUUGCCUUCGAUGCGAGAUGCUUGUUGCAAGCCACACACAUUCGGGGACGAAAGAAACGGGUUCACAACAAAAAGCUGAAGAAGCGAAACAAGGCUUCAGGGAAGAGAAAAAGGGCCUGAGAGAGGAGAAGGUGCAAGUGCAGAGGCAGAAAGCAGCGUCCUGCCAUCCAUCGUGCCGUGGAGCCAGUGGCUCCUUCCUCCCUGCUCUUCUUCGUGGCCCGUGUGCUCAAGCCGCGGUACAGCUCUUGUAGAACAUCCACAAGCCUAUAAAGCCGGCUGCUUCCAGCACUGUCAGUGGUCCUGGUGAGCUCACCGCUGGUGUCCACAGCGCUUUAUCGUUUCCUGUUCUGGUGGUUGCUCUCCGAUGACAGGCACAGGGAAAAGAAUACUUGUUUAAACAUACCAAUUUAGAUAGUAAAUACACUAGGUGACAGGAACAUGCAGCAACUUUAAUUUUUUAUUUUUUUUUAAGAAAAAAGUCUUGUGAAGUUGAUUUGAUUUGCUGCUUUUUUGUUUUUUGCUUCAAACCAGGUAGUUGGUACUGAUCUGCAAUGAAGGGAGCCCAGCUUCUCUAGUUGGUCUGGCCCUCUGCCUCUGUCACAACAAUAAAGCAAAAACUAAUUUCCUGCCUUGGCAGUUCCAGUUUUGCUCCUUUUCCUGAAAACAUGAACACUUCUGUGAUGAUUACGUUCUUCCACACAUGCUCACGGGGUUGGAAAGCUUUCACUAAACCUAUCUUGUGUGGAGGAUCCAGGUACCAGGUGAUGCAGCAGGGCAGAAAGGAAGCGUGGGGAUGCUUGCCCUGCCUUGUCUAGUCCUGCAGCAGGACAGGGCUCUCUCCUGGAGUCCCAGCCUGCUGCACCAUUGGCUCCUCGGCCAUGUCUCCUCUGCAGCCAUCACCAGGAAAGGCUUUUCUCAGGCGGCUCUUUCUGGCCACCACAACAGGGGAAGCAGUCCAAGCUGUCUUGUCCAUUUUUGGCCUUUUUCUGUGAACCUUCAGUAACCUCUAAGCCCAUCAGUAGAUUUUUCUUUGGGUUUACCAUUUAAGGGCUUUCUCCAUCUUUGUAAGUUCAAACAAAAAUGUGAAGUUGACAUUAUGCUUGAUCCUGGGGGUUUUGCCCCCCUUUUAAGGUUCCAGUACUGCUUUUGUUGCCAGACACGCUGCAAACAGAUAGCAACAGUUACCUGUUUGCAAGUGUUUUGUGGCCACUCAGAAAGGGGGUUGUGUGAUUUACUUCUGGGUUUCACUGAGUAGGCUUUUUUUUUGUUGUCGUUCUUUUUAGUGGAAGUAUUUUGCUUAACUGUUGCCACUUCCUGGAGCCAAACACUUUAUUGGUCACCAAAUUGGAAGCAGAAGUGCCAUUAACUGAACUCUGUGAAUGUCAAAUCAAGUUGCGCCUGUAGCUGGCACAUAAGACAACACUAUCGAGUGGAGGGAUGAUCUCCCCCACUGUAACUCUUUUUUAUUUUGUUUUUUAAGAAAAAAAAUGAAAUUACAAACCUCAUUUUAAAUGUAUUGUGUAAAAUGUUUCAGGAAAGGAGUACAGUGUGUUUUGUCUAGUGGGCGAGAUCUCCCUCCCCAUUUCAGUUUCCGAUGAAGUUUUAAAGAAUCGUGUUACUGUAUGUUUUGAUCAUGAAUAGUCUGGUGGUGCUUCCUCAUAGCACAAGCUUAAAUCAAGUACUGAAAACAGUCUUACAAGCUAAAUGUCUGCAUGAUGUUACAUCUGUUGUACCUACUGAGAAGAACUUUGUAUGUAAAUGUACAGAAUAAAAUGACGUUGUCCCAUCA